AUGAGAUACAAGGCUUCGCUGGUGAUGAGGAGACGUUUACGUAUUUACCGAAACACUCUGAAAGAGUUGGGCGAGAAGCCCUUCCGCUGCGAGUUCGAGGGCUGCGAGCGGCGCUUCGCCAACAGCAGCGACCGCAAGAAGCACUCGCACGUGCACACGAGCGACAAGCCGUACCUGUGCAAGGUGCGGGGCUGCGACAAGUCCUACACGCACCCCAGCUCGCUGCGCAAGCACAUGAAGGUGCACGGCCGCGACCCCGCCGCCCCGGCCGCCCGUCCCCGCUCCGCCCAGUCGCCCCCCCUGCUUCCCAGGCCCGCCUGGCUCCGGGAGGCGCUGGGGACGCAGGGGUCAGUGGUGGUGGUGGUGGUGGUGGUGGUGGGGAAGGUUCUAGGCAGGGUAGAAGGGCAGGCCGGGCCUCUGAAGGCCAGGGAGGGCCUGGACCGACCGCCUCAUUUUGAUCUGCGGCCCACGCAGCUGGCCGUCCACCCAAUCCUGAAUGGGGCAGCGCCCACGAAGGUGACAGAGAUGGCACUCACCGGCGACCUUUGGGGUCAGCGGGUGUCUAACUUUCGUGUUAUUUAUUGUUUACUUUUCUCUGAGGUCAGCUUGAAAGUGGGGCGCUUCCUUCCGGGACAGUACGCCAAAGUGAACUUCUCCAAGGACGCCAGGCCGGGGUGUUUGGCUGGCUUUGUGCUGAUGAGGAUCAUGAUCCGUAAGUCGACCCUCCUGUACGGCUUUCACAGGUUCAGACCCCGAUUGGGGAGGCUGCUGGUGCCUGGAUCUGCAGAUUUUCCUGGUCAUGUGUUCCCAUUUCUCGGGGUAAAUGCCCACCCCAAGGAAGCCUGUACCCCUUGUAUUUCAUUCCCUGUGACUUCGGCCCUCAAGUCUCUGCAGCUGCCCAUCGGCGACCCCAUAUCGGAACCCAUUAAGAGACACGAAUUCUUUGGGUCAGAAGCUCCACCCUGCAGCCACGGCGCAUGA
This is a messenger RNA of Dipodomys ordii (Ord's kangaroo rat), 981 nucleotides long. RefSeq names its product Zic family member 4 (gene Zic4). Lineage: Eukaryota; Metazoa; Chordata; Mammalia; Rodentia; Heteromyidae. Gene Ontology annotation, molecular function: DNA-binding transcription factor activity, RNA polymerase II-specific; RNA polymerase II cis-regulatory region sequence-specific DNA binding. Gene Ontology annotation, biological process: central nervous system development; regulation of transcription by RNA polymerase II. Gene Ontology annotation, cellular component: nucleus. The record is from RefSeq and is a predicted model, not a curated record. The transcript is spliced from 4 exons. Bases 1 to 981 code for a protein of 326 amino acids.